Exserohilum turcica Et28A is the source of this 5361-nucleotide messenger RNA. RefSeq lists its product as uncharacterized. The record is from RefSeq and is a predicted model, not a curated record. The transcript has a single exon. The coding region runs from base 76 to 5361 and encodes 1761 amino acids. NCBI's taxonomy places the organism in Eukaryota, Fungi, Ascomycota, Dothideomycetes, Pleosporales, Pleosporaceae.
GUACCUCACGAGACAGGGCCGGCUCUUGGCGCAGCACCCCAGAUUCCGCCGCCUGGUGAGCUCCAUCGCUUGCUCAUGUACGGCCAUCGGCCGCACUCUUUUCAUGCUCAGGAUACUUGGACAUAUUACCCAGGCGCAUCACCACCAGCUCUGAACGAAUACCUCAACAUUACAAAUGCGCGCCAGCAAUUCCCGCAAACACGCUUGGGCAUACUUCCAUGGCCGGCAAAGAGGGCUUCUCCAAGCCGGGGUAGAGACACGGAGCUACAUGUCCCGCCAGUGCCGCCUAUUCCCAAUGAGGUUGCAGUCAAGCAUUACCGGCGCAGAUCAAGCCAGGAUCAUGCCAGUCAGCGAAUGCUGCAAGGUGUUGGUCGUCAUUCGAGCCCGUCAACCGCCCGUAAUAGACAUUCGAUGCCGGCCAUGAUGGCCAAAGAGAGCAUGGUAUUUCCAGAAAGCGCAGUAUUCGACAGCGGUACGCGGGCCGGUGCCGCAGAGAGAGCUCAAGACUACCAGGCGCUGCUGUUGGGUGUUCCCAAGGGAGCCUUUUUUGAGCUCGAGCUACCAACAAGCGCAGCGGAGUCUGAAAAUAGGCACAAGCAUGGAUUUCGGGUUGGGACUGCUGCUGCUGCGGCUGAUGGUGGUGGUGGUGGUGGUCUGACUAAGGCUAAAGAAAAUAUUGAUGCUACUAAUUAUGAUGACAAUGACGAUGACGAUGACCAGCCCCCGAAAUUGAACCUUGGGCCGUUGCCAGCUGGCACGACGCUGGGUGGAGGGCAUGCAGUCGUCACAGAUAUAUACAUGGAUGUGAGCGAUGAGGAUACCGAUGACGGGGCUUGCCGGGGAAGACACAUGGCCAAAUUACGGGCGGAGCGCACAAGAUCAAUGACGGAUACGAGUGUCGUUACUGUGCAGCCUCAAGCGCGCUGGUCGACAGAGGCCGAGAUGGUGGUUGCAGACGAUGCUUCGUAUACCUCUCAUCCGUGCUCUGAUGACUGCGCGAACCAUGAGGCCGCAGUGAGGCCGCAGCAGACGGCGGCAGACGGCGCCCUCAGCCCUGUGUGGUUUGCCAGCAACGACUUGCGCCACGGGUGGACUGCGAGGCCGGAAAUUGACCACGAUGCUGACUCGCGAGGCGCUGGCGAGAUUGGCAUUGGGGCUUGCGGGCAACAAGCGUGGCCGGCGACACGAACAGAUGGAGACAUUUCGCUUAGGCCCGAGCUGGCGGGGGCAGCAGUCCAAGUGCAAGUGGAAGCUGACACUGACGCCUCGCAGGCGCGCCGAGUUCCCGCGCGGCCUGCCGACACGACUACCACUACUGCUAGUCCAUCGACUGCAUCAUGGCCUCUCGGUGACUCCACCACUCCACCACUGUACCUGUACGGUGCGCACCCGCUGAGCGAGAUGAGCGAGGCCAGUAGCGUCGCCACGCCGGUCGCGCCUGUUCCGCGCAUGCCCCGAAGUGAGCCCGAGGCGCCAGAGGCUGGACCGUGGCUGCAUGGCGACGGCUCCCACAGCGACGACGGUUCCCAUAGCGCAGACGAGCCAGGCGGACAGGCGCAUCUUGACGAGAGCCUCCCACAUCUCAAACCCCACGCCCUGCAGCCGCAGGCGCCGCAUGCCACGACCAUGGCCGUCCCCUCGCGGUCCACGUCGAUUCUGUCGCAGAUAUCUGCCAUGGUCCCCGAGGCAAACAAAGCCCCCUACGCACACGCUUCCAAUGGCACAUCAACCCCGUCCGCCGCCCGUCGAGCGAGGCCGGAAUUUUCUAAAAAACUCCCAGCUCCGCCGGCUCAGAUCCCUGAGGAGAUUCUGGCCUCACAUGACAGCGGCACUGCCCAGGGCGAAGACGGCGACGACGACGACGACGACGACGACGACGACUUUGAUCUCUACGCGGAUCACAAUGGCAUUGUCAAAGACGUGUGCGACGAAAACGGCCGGCCGUUGCGAGUGGCAGAAGCCACACAUUCGACGCCCGACGCUGGCCUUGUGCGCGCAUCCCACGACGGCGAGCCCCCUAGGUACAGCACCGAGCGCCCCAUGAGCUUCAUUGCAGGACCUGCAGACCAAGACGGAAAGCCCCAGGAUCAAAUCAAUCAGUCUGCACUCCCGGCCAACGACAAGUUUCGCCCCCGCCAGCUGGAAACAAUUUACUCUGAACUCCCGGGAAACUCUCCGGAACCACAGUGGGAUCAUGUCCAGCCGCCGCCUGCAUCCAUUUCACCUCCGCCCAGCUCACCUCCGCCCAAAAAUGUCCUUCGCGCCGCCAGGUCAGGAGACGCUACCAAGCCGGCAAAACAGGCACCUGUUGAACAAACAAACUCUGAGAAAUUAAACUCCCAAGUAUCCCUACCGGAAGAGCUGGACGCGCAUGAACAAGUGUCUCAAAACGUCCACGUCUUGAAUCAGGAUUUGCAUCAACCCCAGCCCCAGCGAGCACAGCCCAUCCUUCAAGGUAUUUUUCGGGGGCAGAGUCCAAGUCCUGUGCCUCAAGCCCAAGGCCCGGAGCAGGUCCCAAGGAACCAAUAUGAGCUUCAUCAGCAAAUGCUGCAACAGGCGAGCAAUGCCCGUCUUCAGAGUGUGGACAAGCAGCCGUCUGUCAGCCCUGAACCACCAUCUGCUGAUGAAGCGUUGAAGCCAAACGGAAAACCUUCGGCCAAAAACUCGGCUUCAUCCAUGUUCAAGAUAUUUGGCGGAAAGAGCGCGGGUCAAUUGCAACACACAAAGACACCGAACGCCCCUGUUGACCCAACCCCAGCGGGAGAGACUGCAGAGACUGCCAACUCGGUUGCACUGCCGAAUCACUCAACCACGGAACAAAAGCCAUGUGCAGUUCAAAUUUCGCCCCCUUUGGAUCAGAAGAAACACGGAACCCCUGCAAAAUUCCAUCGUAUCUCCCUCCAGCAGACUCGAACGGGUACAAGCAUCAAGAGCAUGCCAUAUGAGACGCUCUGCGCACAAUCACAACCAGAGGUGAAAAAGAAGAGAUUUGCUCAUCUGGGCUCAUUUUUUCAAAAAGGUAGUGGAGGGGGCGACAGCGUGACAGCGAAGCCCAAGCAUUCAAAGGAGGACAAGAAAGCACAGAAAGCCCUCCAGAAAGCGUCUGCGGGUUCAGGUGAAAGCCCGAUUUGGAAUUGGGACUGUCGAAAGCCGCGAUACUCGAACAAGGAAUCUGAUCAGCCAAGCACUUCCGGGAACCCUCUGCCAAACAAUGUGCAAGUCCAGCAGUUACGGCAAACUCAAAAAUCGGCGUUAGGCAUCCGUCCAGACGAAGGCUCUGCAUUCCUGAGCACAAAACAACUGGCAGCAGAACACCAGGCCCAAAAGGCUGGCAACAACUCGCAUUCUGGUUCCGCUACACAGGGCCCAUCUGCGCUUAUUGGGCGCCUGCGUCAGAAAAAUCAAGAUCCCCCCCUUGCAGAGUACUACAAGCCUAUUUCCGGACACGCCGAAGAAGAACAAGGGGCUUAUGCUGCCACCACAGCUGUAAUACAACAGCAGGAGCAUCCAAUACAGCGAAUUCGUCUACGAGAGCCACAGUCCCGCCCACAAUCGGAGCUGAUUUUCAGCCAAAGCUGGUUAUCGCAACGCGAGCAAAUGGAGCAAGGUCAAUUGGUACACGGACGCCCCGAACAGCCAUCCAGUAACGGUCAGGGGAUGCUGCAACAGAUUCAACCCCAUCAAAAACACCUCCCGCCACAUCUGAGACUGGGUAAACUGCACCCACCAUCGACGCCGUCUAUUGGGUCAGGUCUAAGUUUCGAGUACAAUCCCCACGAUGUUAUGGUCUCUCCUGCUGCGCCUUCGGGCCCAUCUGAGCCUAGAUAUGAAGCAACCCCGAUACCUGCUGCCUACGGCCAUGUUUCUGGAGCUUUCGUGUCUCCUUUGGAGCAGCAGCAGCAGCAGCCAGCGUAUCCAUCUCCAGGUGGCCAGGCGCCAUCUGCCUUGGCGAAUCGUGUUGGGUGGCAGUAUGGCGAUGCGGGCAUGUCACUAUACACUCCACAGAUAUCUGCGCAAUCUCUGAUGCAUCCUUACCACCGGACAUACUCAGAGGCUAGUAGCAUAUCGAUGGCGACGCCAAUGCAGGAGUCCUCUGCCGCACACAAUUCUUCGCCUCGCCCUACCACCCCACGUGCUCAUAAGCCACGGAUGGAUAGCAUCUCAGAGGUGCAGCAGCAGCAGUAUAUACAGCAGCAGCAGCAGCAGCAAGGCCGUCCCUGGCAUCUCAACUUCCCAGCUGGGGCGACUGAGCAAGAGAUUGUUCGAGCACGACAGGGCCAGUAUAUGCAGGAGCUUUUCCAUGCUCAGCAGCAGCAACAAGCUGAAAGAGCAGCUGGAUCGCCUUCGCCAGGCAUGCCUCCGCCGCAUGUAGCACCCAUAGUCACAACCUCGCACAACCAUUCACCAGGUGGUGGAUUUCGAGAAAUUCUGCCCAGACACCCUGGGCAGCCUUAUGCAGCACCGCAUCCUGCGCUGUCGCACCAAGAAGAGCGGUUUACAGGUCACCAUGAUCCCUCAUAUGACCAGUCAGCCCCUGCACACCCCGGAGCACCUCCACAUCCCGCAGCAUAUCCUCUACCUAUCGUGCACCAUCCGACGGCAGAUCCUACAGCUAGACCUUCUCUCGCCCCACUGCCACCACCAAAGGUACCUUAUACCCCAACAGGCCCACUUCCCCAAGAUGCGCAGAUGGAUCCAAUCAACGGACAGCGUCAUUCGCAGGGCCAUUCCAUAACAGAUCACCAGUAUGGGGCGCCACACGACAGGAUUUCCCAUUACGAAGACCAAGAACAUGACGAGGCUCCGCCAUCCUACGAUGGCAUCGGUGUGCCCAACGAAGGCAUGGACAAAAACCGCCCCGAGGCAGUUCGACCGCCCAACAUCAACACAAACAUUGAUUCACAGGGCCAAGACCAACGGCCCGGCCUCCGACCACGCCAGUCUUCAAUCGGCAUGCUGCAACACCCCCAGCCCGCCUCCAUGGCCGCAUCUCCCCAGCGCACCUUAUCCGACAUGGGCGCCGAAUCGCUCCGUCUCCAGCUCCUCCAGCAAGAAAACCUGGUGCAAAUGGAGCGCAUCCAGCGCGAGCAAGAGCGGCGCGACGCCAUGAUGCGCGAACGACAGGAACGCGAAGCCGCGCGCGCACGAGCCCGCGAACUCGAACGCAGCGUUUCGGCCGGCGGCCAAGUCGGCAGCCUGCGCAGUGCUGGCGGCUCCUUUCGCGCACCCGACUGGGAUCGAACCGGCAGCCAGAGACCGGUUUUCGAAUUACCGGCUGUUGCCGAUGAGGAAGAGCCAGUAAUGAAGGCGACUAGUUAUCCUGGCCAGGAGUGGAUUCCAUCUUUUUGGGAUGGUGAAUGA